AUGAACAAAAAGAAACACCAAAACGAUCCAAACGCGGACGAAUCCACCGAAUCAUGCGACGAAAACCAAAAUACCGUCGAAUGUACUCACAUCAACAAAGCUGUGGAUUUAAACAAAGUCAGAAAAAACAUUCUCAGGACCGGAUUCACCACGGAUUGCGAGGAAUGCAAGAAAGUAAACGAUGACGCCGACAUGAACGGCGACAUCGAGUUCGACAUGUCGCUGUGGCUGUGCCUGAAGUGCGGCAACCAGGCGUGCGGCAGGGGCAAGAACAAGCAUGCGAUCAAGCAUUACAACACCCCGCAUUCGGAGUCGCACGCCAUUUGCGUCAACACGACGAUUUGGUCGGUGUGGUGUUACGAUUGCGACGACGAGGUCAACAUAACCUGCAAAAAGAAACUGCUCGACGCAGUGGAAAUUCUUAGGAAGCAAUGCGAGUCCAGCAAGCCCAAGCAAAUGCUCAGUAUGCCCUCGAUAACCGAUAGGGUCAUCGAUGUGGUGUCGACGUUGCCGCUGCACAACUCCAUGGGGCCGAUGGGGGCCACCCCCAAGGAUGUCCCCAUGGCCCCUUACGUGUUCUCCAACUCUCCCCCCAGAGCUAGAGGUUUGUCCAACCUGGGCAACACUUGUUUUUUCAAUUCCGUCAUGCAAUGUUUGGGACAAACCCCCUAUCUACUGAGCUUGCUGGAUGAGACCGCCGAAACGGGGCAAUUUUUUCAACUGCCCGGGGGCAAAUGCCUCAUGGAGAACAAGGAGAACAUCGAGUUGGAUCCGAUGCAAGGUAACCUGGAGAAGUGGCGGCCCCUUUGCCAGACCCUGGCGGAAACGCUGAGGGAGCUGCAGAGCGGCCGCGCGGAGGUGUUCACCCCGCGACUGCUGCUGAGCAAGCUGAUAGCCAGGAUGCCUCAGUUCGGCGGCGGCGACCAGCACGACUCGCACGAGCUGCUCAGGCACCUGCUGGAGGCGGUGCGCGAGGAGGAUCUCAAGAGAUACAAGAGCGUCAUCCUCGAGAAGCUUGGUUUCUGCUUAGGUUUUAACAUGAAGACCGAUCCGAGCACCGUCGAGGGCGACAAGAAGAGGAUCAUCAAGUUUUACGGCCAGCAAGCCUCGGAGAUGUUACUGCCCACCGAGCAAGUGUUCAGAGGGGUCUUGGUUAGCACUUUGCAGUGCCAAACUUGCCAGCACACCUCGCAUAGGGACGAAUUUUUCCUCGAUCUAAGCCUGCCAAUAUCGGAAAAGCAAGUCCCGCCCGUCCUCAGACGCAAAGCGGAAGACAGCGACGACACGAAACCCUCGAAGCACCAAAUAAAAAAGGAGAAGCGCGCGGAACGCAAGAAAAACAAGAAGCAGAAGAACCACAAGAGCUUCUCGAGCCUGAACUCGUCGUCGAUGAGCGCGGGAGGCGAGACCGGCAUGGACAAGUCCGACUCGGAGUCCGACGCGGACGUCGAGGACAACGCGGAGGACCCCCAAAGGCUCCCCAAAGGCUCCGAGUCCGGCUACAACUCGGACAAGGUGGACGACUCGAGCCCGGACUCGGGCGGCGCCGCUGCUUCCGGCGAGACGCGCGUCGACGACAGCGGCGCGCCCAGCCCCGCGGUGGGCAUGCUGAGCGCCAGCCCCGGAGACGACAGCCCCACCUCCAGCGAGACCAACGUGGACAUGGGCAGCCCCACCUGCGGCAACAACAGUCCCAACGACGACGUGACGGAGGAGUUCGAACGUCCGGAAUCCCGACUGGCGUUCGUCAACAACAAAAGCAACGACCUGAAAGUCGACCUGGAAAAAUUAAGUCUGCUGAACGACGGCGACUCCAGCAAAGUUCCGCUCUUCGGCCACGAGGACGACGAAAUGGAGGGCGCGUGCGGAGGAAACGAGGUCGAGGAGGACGAAAAGAUGGAGGAAGAAAUGGACGACGAAGAAGACGCCAACAUGUGGACCGGCACUAUUUCGCCCCGGUACCAAUGCGAAGAAAGGGAGUGUUCAGUGCAGAGCUGUUUAAAUCAAUUCACCGAAUGCGAGUUAAUGGCGGGAAACAACAAGGUGGGCUGCGAGCUGUGCACCAAGCGCCACGGAGGACCCGAUAAAAAAACCGUCUACACCGACGCCAGCAAACAGCUGCUCAUCUACAACCCCCCAGCCGUCUUGAUUCUCCACCUGAAGCGGUUUCAGGUGUGCCGUUUUCGUUCCGCCAAAGUAUCGAAGUUCGUGAAGUUUUCUUCGCUGCUGGAUCUGGCGCCUUUUUGCUCCAAAAGGUCGCAGAAUUUACCCACAUUCGAGUAUGGGCAGUCCAAGGUCUUGUACUCGCUUUAUGGGGUGGUGGAGCACAGCGGGUCCAUACACGGGGGGCACUACGUUGCCUAUAUUAAAGUUCGGCCGAAACUGGAGGAGAAUUCCUACAGGUGGCAGUUCCUGCCCAAAAACCAGAAGGAUAAGACGGCAAAAGGGGCGAUGGGGGAACCACAGGUGCCCCCCGGGAGGUGGUACUACAUCAGCGACUCCUACGUCUCGGAAGUGCCAGAGACCAAGGUGCUCAGUGCGCAAGCAUACCUUCUGUUCUACGAGAGGAUCAUGUAG
Molecule: messenger RNA, 2577 nt
Organism: Brassicogethes aeneus
Lineage: Eukaryota; Metazoa; Arthropoda; Insecta; Coleoptera; Nitidulidae
Source: the annotation of a GenBank genome assembly